Messenger RNA from Drepanopeziza brunnea f. sp. 'multigermtubi' MB_m1, 885 nucleotides. NCBI's taxonomy places the organism in Eukaryota, Fungi, Ascomycota, Leotiomycetes, Helotiales, Drepanopezizaceae. The record is from RefSeq and is a predicted model, not a curated record.
AUGGUCUGUACGGGACAAGGCUCUCUACUCACACGGCUCCCCGGUAUCCAGGGCGAGCGGAAGUCGCAAAUAAUAGCUGAGGGAUCUUCACCGAGUACGAGUAGAAGCAUAUCCAUGCCGUACCACCACAGUCGCACGAGCGCGCUCCUCUUCGCAGCGCGGGUCAUCCCAAUUCUCUCAUUCAGCAGCCAGAGAGAGUGUCACCGAUCCGCCAUUCUUGGCCCAACACCGCUCCGGACGGCAGACCUCUUGUUUGCUGCCAAGCUCGGUCAAGAUUUGCCCAUAUCCUGGCGGCGUGGAUCGAAUCCGGAUGGCUAUGCUUCGACAUCGCUCCCUUCCGACCCUGCUGGACCGCUCCAAGGCUCAUCUCGAUUGCUGGCGCAUGUCGCCGCAUACGUCCUCAUCUCUGUGGGCUGGCCAGCUCCGAGUCUCGCGCCGCCAUCAAGAAAAAUCCCACAUGACCCAGCGCACAAUCUUCCGUCACCCUCCAAGACCAUCAUCCAUCACACUCCUCGCCAAGAGAACCAUCAUUCCCACACCCACACCCACACACACUCCCAUCGCCAUCACCUCCGCCCUUCCAACAUGGCCCACUCGCACACCAUGCUGUCCAUCGCCCAGAUCCUCGGCUUAUUCUUCUGUGCCCAUCACUUCUGGCCCAAAGGCACCACGUACAGAAAGGCCGGCGGGGACUGGGAGAAGAGCUAUCGCAGGAGGCAUGCCCAGGGACACUCCCGGUCGACUAAACGUGGGAGGAAGGACUCUGGGACCUCGAGUAAUGACGAGCACGUGCCCAAGAGGAGGGGAGACGGGCGAAGAGAGAGACAUCAUGAGUACGAGGACGAGAGACGGCGGCAUAGCAGGCACGCAAGCUCGAGAUAUUGA